AUGUCUUGGAUUGGAUUAAAAAAGGCAAUUAAUAGAGCUGGUACUCAAGUUAUGUUAAAAACUGGACAAAUUGAACAAACUAUAGAUAAAGAAUUUGAAUUUGAAGAAAAAACUUUUAAAACAAUGGAACAAAAUUCAAUACUUUUACAAAAAAGAUUAAGAUCAUAUUUAGAAAGUUUAAAAUUAUUAACAAAUUCACAAAUUAAUAUUGCAGAAUUAUUAAAUUCAUUUUAUGGUAAUGAAGAGCCAUCUUCUCAUAUUGUAGAAAAUUCAAUAACUGGUGAAUCAAUUGAAAAUUUCAAAAAUUUAUCAUCAGAAUAUUAUACAACUUUAAAAAAAUUAAAUAAUGAAAGUAUAAAAGAUUUAGAAAAUCCUUUUAAUCAAACUAUUUUAAAUCCAAUAGCAAGAUUUAAUUCUUAUUAUAUAGAAGUUAAUGAAGCUAUAAAAAAGAGAAAUAAUAAAUUAUUAGAUUAUGAUUCAAUGAAAAAUAAAUUAAAAAAAUUAAUUGAUACUCCACAAAUUGAAUAUAGUAAUUAUGAUUUAAAAUUUAAAGAAAUUAAUGAUGAAUUAUUGGAAACAGAAACAAAAUAUUUUGAAAUUAAUAAUUUAUUAAAAAAGGAAUUACCAAAAUUAAUUAAUAUGAGAAUUGAAUUUUUUGAUCCAAGUUUUGAACUGUUUGUUAAAAUUCAAUUAAGAUUUUUUAAUGAAAAUUAUUUUCAUUUAAAAAAUAUUCAAAAUAAAAUUGAUUCUAAAACUCAAAAAGAUUAUAUUGAUGGUAAAUUAGAUGAUAGAAUUGAUGAGAUACUAAAUAAAAUGAAAAUGUUGGAUAUUGUUGGUAAAGAUGAAUCUGGGUAA
Molecule: messenger RNA, 855 nt
Organism: Lodderomyces jiufengensis
Lineage: Eukaryota; Fungi; Ascomycota; Pichiomycetes; Serinales; Debaryomycetaceae
Gene: RVS162
Product: Rvs162p
Exons: 1
Coding region: 1-855 (284 amino acids)
Biological process (GO): endocytosis; plasma membrane tubulation; actin cortical patch localization
Cellular component (GO): medial cortex; Rvs161p-Rvs167p complex; actin cortical patch
Molecular function (GO): lipid binding; protein binding
Source: RefSeq, a predicted model, not a curated record